Ctenocephalides felis (cat flea) is the source of this 626-nucleotide messenger RNA. RefSeq names its product zinc finger and SCAN domain-containing protein 22-like. The transcript is spliced from 2 exons. Bases 27 to 626 code for a protein of 199 amino acids. Gene Ontology annotation, biological process: regulation of transcription by RNA polymerase II. Lineage: Eukaryota; Metazoa; Arthropoda; Insecta; Siphonaptera; Pulicidae. The record is from RefSeq and is a predicted model, not a curated record. Gene Ontology annotation, molecular function: RNA polymerase II cis-regulatory region sequence-specific DNA binding; DNA-binding transcription factor activity.
UAUUUUUUUUAUGAAAUUUUUUAAAAAUGUCGGAAGAAACAAUUAUGUCUAUGAAUGAUCAGACAAUUAAAAUUGAACCACCAGAAUAUUCACCAGACGACAUUAAACUUGAAAUGGAGGAUGAAUUUGAUGAUCCUGAUGUUACUGUUAAAUCUGAAUCUUGUUCUGAAGAUGAUGAUACGUGUUUAGAAAGAUUCAUGAAUUCCGAGGUUACAAUUGAAGAAGAAGUCAAACAGGAGUUAGUCGAGACUUCAACUUAUGAAUGUCACAUUUGCAAUAAAACUUUUACAGAAACACAUUUAAAAGAGCAUAUGAUCGAACAUAUGCCUAAUAAUAGCAAAGAAAGUUCUUUCGAAUGCGAAAUCUGUUACAAGACUUUCAAUCAAUUACGUAAUGUGAAAAAGCACAUGCUCAUUCACAGUGGUGAGCGCCCUUAUGAAUGCAAUAUAUGCAACAAGACAUUCACAAAAUCAAGUAGUCUGAAAAGUCACAUGCUGAUACACAGUGGAGUACGUCCCCAUGAAUGCAAUAUAUGCAACAAGAAAUUCACAAAAUCAAAUGAUCUGAAACGUCACAUGCUUAUACACAGUGGAGAUUUGAAGAGACACAUGGCACUUCAUAGUUAG